This is a messenger RNA of Drosophila takahashii, 2788 nucleotides long. It is a transcript of the gene Mbs, whose product is annotated as Myosin binding subunit. Gene Ontology annotation, molecular function: protein kinase binding; phosphatase regulator activity; enzyme inhibitor activity. The record is from RefSeq and is a predicted model, not a curated record. Gene Ontology annotation, cellular component: cytoplasm. NCBI's taxonomy places the organism in Eukaryota, Metazoa, Arthropoda, Insecta, Diptera, Drosophilidae.
AGCGUAAUUGCACUUUGGCUCUGACGAUUGAUAUACGAAGUGCCAGGCGAGAUGGCAAGCUAAUGGGGGUCCGAAUCUCUUAUAGUUCUUAUUCCACCAGCGAAAUGUCCUUUCGCUCGAGAUCACGAGCCCAGGCGCCGCUGUCCAGCCGCCGGCGAUCGCUGUCGUCCAGUUCGCGAAUGACUCCCUCGACUGGGGGAUCCGGGGUGUAUAACUACAAUGGGAGUAGCUACAACAGUUCCGGCAGCACGGGACGACCCCUGAGCACGGGUUACUUUCCGAGCAGCAGUGGGACCUCCAGCUAUCAGAGUCCCUAUGCCAGUGUCUACAGCUCCAGGGAGAGUUUGUAUGGCGGUGGAGGAGCCUCCGGCGGUGGCCGAACUUCCUAUGGUAAUGCCAGCAGUCGCUACGAUUACGGGGCCUCCAAGUAUCAUCAUCAUCAUCAGCAGUUCACCAGCUCCAACCACUAUUCGAAUCAGCAUUCCCAUCAGCCAACCGCAAGCAGUGGGUCAUCGACGAAUGUAACCUCAUCCGCCUCCACAUGCCAUGCCCCAUCCAUAGCUUCUGCGUCCAAUGCCACGCCAGCAACUAAAACGCAGCAAACGCACCAUGGCAAUCGCUACUAUCUGCAGCUGCAGCCCACCACCGCUUCAUCCGCUUCUUCGGGAGGAGGCCACCACUAUAGCCACCUGGUGGUGGGCAAGCAUUUAAGCCAAAGCCACUCAUAUGGUCAGUCUAAAGCCUCUGCUCUCUCCUCCUCUCUGUCCACCGUCUCCUCGUCGUCGUCGUCCUCCGCCUCCGCCAACGGAACAGGUGGUUACGACAGUUCCCGGUACAAUCCCAGCUCCUAUUCCUCGGCGGGAUCUUCGUACUCAGCCAGCGAUCGUUAUGUCAGUCCCUAUUCGAGCAGCUACGACAAGGGGGUGACCACCGCCUCGCUGAGCUUCAAGUCACCGGGCCUCAGUUCGUCGAACUCCUUUAAGAAUUCUCGUCUGCUGAAGACCAAAUCCCUGUCAGCAUCGAAUAGUAGCCUGAAUGCAGCCUAUGGUGGUCCAUCGUCGGCCACAAAUGGAGUGACCAGUGCCGGAGCCACAGUGGCUGCCAUUGCGGCCACCAGGAGUAACUCUCUGCGGGAACAGGAGCGCAAGUCUCGAAAUCGAACGCGGUCAAAGAGCGCGGCUCAGCGAUCCAUUAGUGCCUCCUCGGAAAAGAGUGAGGGAUAUGAAAGUGGCAGUGAGCGGACCUCUCGCUCCCGACUGGGCAGCACCGCCAGUACGGCCACCACCAGCGAGUCGAAGAGUAACGAUAAGUCGGAGAAUGGUGAUGGCAUUGACUACAAGGCGCUCUGGGAAGCUGCCAAAUUGGAGAACGAUAAGUUGAAGCAGAUGCUCAAGCAGAAGGACGACGAAGCCGUGCAGACACGUGCAACGCUGGAGAGAUUCGCCAAUGCCACAACGAAAAAUUCACUAUCUGAACUCGAGAAACGCGAAAGAAGAGCUAUGGAACGCAAGCUUUCCGAGUUGGAAGAAGAGCUCAAGCAACUCGAUGCCUACAAGUCGGAUAAUCAUCGCCUGAAGGAGGAGAACGCCGCGUUGAUUAGAGUAAUUAGCAAAUUAAGUAAAUGAAAUUAUGUUUUACUUUCAGUGUAUGUAUGUCUGAGAACCUAUAUCAUCGAGAAGCAACAAUUUUACUUUAUUUACCAGCUGAAGAAAGGCUGAAAAAAUGAGAGAAUGUUAAAGCGAAAUGCGAUGUAAGCGAAAGCGGGAUAUUCGCGUGAAAAUUUCAAAAUUUGUUUAUUAUUUGUGUUAGGCCCCUAAGAAUUAGGUGAAACCAUGUUUCAAAUAUCGUUGAGAAUUGUUUCGUUCGUUUUUAUAUAAAAAAAUAAUAAAAUCUUAUGUAUUUGGUCAAAUUUUAUAUAUGAAAUAGAGCAAAUUAUAAAUAAACUUACACAAAUCAAGCUUAACUAUAUUUACAUAAACAUACGCAAAGUGUAUAACGAUCAGAAGAUCGCAAGAAAUGAAAUGAAAAACAAAAACAAGAACCUUUACAUACAAACUGAGAACAUAUUCAUCAAAUGAGCCCUAGUUACAUUACAGAUUAGUUUAACUACAUGAUACAUAUACGUAUAUAAAUAUAUAUAUAUUUUUUCAUAUAUAAAUUAUAUAUACACAUUACAUAAUAUAUAUUUAAAGCAACAGAAUCAUAAGUUCAACAUUUCAAUGUGUAAUAUCAUCGAGGAUCCAGGCCGCCAGUUGGGAGAGUCCGGAGAUGUGUCGAAACCAGCCCACGCGUCAACUUACUAAGUGUAAUCGUUAUCAUCCAAUUGUAAUUGUGUUUAGUGCUUCAGAUAUAUAGGCAUCGGUGAAGCCAUCGAAAACUGUAGUAUGUGUACCCAUAAACUGAGGAGACUUUGUUGCUGAAGCUCCAUGGCGCUAUCCUAUAGAUCAGGAUGGGUUUCACUGCAGAUGCACUAUUAUUUCUAUUAUUUGAGUACCUUAGUUUAAGCAGGCACUUUUAGUUUUCUCCUUCACUUCGAAACGUAUUAUAUACAUUUACAUCGUACUAUAUUUUACUUUCGCUUAUAACGAAACAAAUGAUCAUACGCAUAUUUCUGUUAUUUAUUAAAUUCGCUUAAGAGAUUUUGUGUUACUCUACUCGUAAAUGGAAACGAUAAUCAAGCAUAAACAAACAUUAAAACGAGAAUUGUGUAAUAUGUAAAAUUGUGUGAGAAAAUAUUUAAGAAAAUUUGAUUCAAAUACGAAACUUAAUAAAUGUGAUCGCAAGCAAA